AUGACUACUGUAGAGGUUAAUCUCUUCGGUUUAUUCGGAAACGCCUGGCAACACUUCUUACGGGCCAUGCCCUCAUUACUGUCCGAAUAUGGCAAGAAGUUUGAAGAUUGGAUGGUAUUGAUGUUCUAUCAAUACGGUUUAGUAUUGGGAAAGCAUCCGUUUUGGUUUUUAUGGGGUCCAUUAAUUUUCACUGCAUGCUGUACACCUGGCCUAUUCUUUCUGAAAAUCAAUCUCGAUCUCUACAAACUUUUUGUACCUACGGAUGCACCUGUCCGGUACGAGUUUGAGCGUGGUCAGGAGUUCAAUAGGAUGCCUGCUGGCAACCUCUCGAUAGAGCCAGGACAGUGGAAAAAACGUCAUCAGAAACGUCUACCUCGUGACGACCGUUACGUCUUUGAAGAUGUGGAAAUGGAACGGCUUCGACGGGAUCUCGAAUUGAUGGAUGACAUACUGCGAUUUUAUGUGGUACAUAAGAACUUCGAUAACUUACUACAAUCAAAAUACUUGGGUCCACUUUAUGACUACACAAACAAGAUGAUGAAAGUAACAGCUGAAUACAAAGGCGAACAGUACUACCUGGAAGAUUUCUGUAAAAAGGAUCCUGAUCAAACGGAAUGUGACAAUUUGUUGAACGUCUGGAUCAAACAUGCAGAUGUACUGUUCAAAGAUGGCAAAGUCAAAACGAAUCCGAAUCUUCAGCUUUCCUACCCCGUCCUUUACCUAUUCAACAGGCCAAAGGAUAUCGGAAACGUCAUUUAUGGUGUCGAUGUCAAAGGAGAGAAAAACGAGAUUCAAGGAGCGAGAUUCCCCGGGACCCCAGAAAACAAUGCGGCAUAUUUCGCCUACAGAGAGGCUCUCAUGGAUUUCUGGCACAAAGUGAUGGAGGAGACCGAAUUUGAAUUCAUUCCGCACAAUGAAAAGGCUAUGGAUGACGAAAUGAUGAAAAUUAUCGAAACAACGGUGCCCUUCGCUAUACCAGCCACUAUUAUGCUUAUGUUCUAUGUGGUGUUUUCGAAUUGGAGUUCUAAAAAAUACAUGUCAAAACCACUUGAAAUGUACCUGGGAGUGUGGUCAGUAAUUCUGGCCCUGAUCUGUACAUUCGGUAUCUUCUUCUUUUUGGGCAUCGCUUUCAAUCCUGUGACGUCAACUAUGCCUUUUCUGGUCUUGGCCGUAGGUAUUGAUGAUGAUUUCUUGAUGUUAGCGGCAUGGCGUGAGCUGGACAGGCGUAUACCACAUCAUCAAAAGGUGGCGCUUGUAAUGGCCGAUGCCGGAGCAUCGAUUACAGUGACAUCCUUCACCAACUUCUUCUGCUUUGCUCUGGGAUACUACAUGUGUUCUACUCCAGCUGUUGCUGAAUUUUGCUUGAUUACUGCCUGGGCUGUCUUGAUUGACUAUGUGAUGCAGAUUACAUUCUUCGCGGCAGUCAUAUGCUACUCAGGCCUGCCGUACAUGCACAAGUUCUUCGGCGAAGUUUUCGCUCCGUUCGUACUUCGUCGCGAUGUUCGCCUCAUCAGUUGGAUUGUCUUUGUCAUUUACACAUGCGUUGCACUCUAUGGAUGCUGUAUUCUCAAGGUGGAUAUCAGUCCUGUGAAGUACAUCAGGGACAAUUCACCAAUCCAAACAUUCGUCAAAUUGGCUGACAAAUUUAUCUGGGCCGAUAAUGUGAUGCCGACGUUCCACGUGAUGAACCCUCCUGAUCUUCGUGAUGCUGGAAAACGUGCAAAACUGAACGAACUUGUUUAUCGAUUGGAACAUACUAAUUACUCGAUAGGAAGAGUGUCGACAAACUUUUGGAUGUGGCAAUACCAGCAGUACCUUAACGAUUUCCCUGAUCAAUCGGUGUUCCUCAUGACAUGGUCAUUGCUGUCCAUUUCAAUGGGCGUCUGUGGAGGAUUGGCAAUACUCGGAUCGGACCUUGAUUCCGUCAGUAUGGGAUGUAUUGUCAUGGCUAUUGGAUUGGCUGUAGACUACUCCGUACAUAUUUGUUACCGAUAUCACCGCUCCGAAUGUACGAGAUCGUCUGAUAAAGUUCGUGACACUUUGUGCUCAGUAGGUUGGCCCAUUACGCAGGCGGUGACAUCAACUCUGUUCGGACUGGCAUCCACAGCGUUUGUCCCUGCUUACCUUGUCAGGGUGUUCUUCCAGACUGUAUAUCUGGUCAACUGUAUAGGUAUGACCUUCAUUCUUGUUUAUAAACUGUUUCUACAGAUAAGGGAGCCUGUGGCGCACUCCCCAUGA
Molecule: messenger RNA, 2238 nt
Organism: Haemonchus placei
Lineage: Eukaryota; Metazoa; Nematoda; Chromadorea; Rhabditida; Trichostrongylidae
Source: the annotation of a GenBank genome assembly